Molecule: messenger RNA, 1712 nt
Organism: Myripristis murdjan (pinecone soldierfish)
Lineage: Eukaryota; Metazoa; Chordata; Actinopteri; Holocentriformes; Holocentridae
Gene: snai2
Product: snail family zinc finger 2
Exons: 3
Coding region: 169-951 (260 amino acids)
Biological process (GO): regulation of DNA-templated transcription
Molecular function (GO): RNA polymerase II cis-regulatory region sequence-specific DNA binding; DNA-binding transcription factor activity, RNA polymerase II-specific
Source: RefSeq, a predicted model, not a curated record
GCUCUUUACAGCUACACACUGCACUGUUUCCAAGAGCGCUGCGCUGCAGCAUGACACUUCACUGGACUAUGCAAUAGGGAUUUCCGUCUUCACAAAGUUUACUGCCGCUCAGCGCUGCGUUCUCCAGACCAAAGUUUAUGCCAAAGUUCCCCAUUAUCGUUUUCCAAGAUGCCACGCUCUUUCCUGGUCAAGAAACACAUAAACUCCGCCAAGAAGCCAAACUAUAGUGAGCUGGAAUGCCCCACAGUGUUCAUCUCACCGUGUAUCUACAAGGGCCUCCCGCUGCCUGUCAUCCCCCAGCCGGAGAUCCUGAGCCCGGGAGCCUACAGCCCCAUCACAGUGUGGACUACCAGCAACCUGCCGCUGUCUCCGCUUCCCAGUGACCUCUCUCCGAUCUCUGGAUACCCCUCGUCGCUCUCCGACACCUCGUCCAAAGACCACAGCGGCUCUGAAAGCCCCAGGAGCGAUGAAGACGAGCAAAUGCUGCCCAAGCUGACAGACCCUCAUGGAGUGGAGGCUGAGAAAUUCCAGUGUAGUUUGUGUAGCAAGUCCUACUCCACUUAUUCCGGACUGCUCAAGCACAAACAGCUACACUGCGACGCCCAAACGAGGAAAUCUUUCAGUUGUAAAUACUGCGAAAAGGAGUAUGUAAGCCUCGGAGCUCUCAAGAUGCACAUCAGGACUCAUACCUUGCCUUGUGUUUGUAAAAUAUGCGGCAAAGCUUUCUCCAGACCCUGGUUGCUCCAAGGACACAUCAGGACGCACACGGGAGAGAAGCCAUUUUCCUGCCCCCAUUGCAAUAGGGCUUUUGCGGACAGGUCCAAUCUCAGGGCUCAUCUACAGACCCAUUCGGAUGUGAAAAAAUACCAAUGCAAGAACUGUUCCAAAACCUUCUCCAGAAUGUCUCUUCUGCACAAGCAUGAGGAAUCUGGUUGUUGUGUAGCACACUGACUGGGAUACGGCUCCACCAGAGACCUCUGUUGCCUUCCAGCCCAGGAGAACUGUCAGGGAAUCACGUCGAGAGCUCGUUCCAAAUAUGCAGACUUUUCUAUGACUGAUGAUCUGUUUCAUUUCAGAGUAAAAAUAGCUGUGUCAUGUGCUUCUCAUUUCAAGCAGUGUUUCCGCUAUGGCAAUCAGUGUUGAGCUUUGUCAUACCAUAUACUCACCUACCUGUGCUAUUCAUGCACUUUUUGCAUGUUUAGAAAAUGUUUUAUAUGCCUUCACAAUGUUAUCUUGUAUUGUUUGUGCCGAUGUCUCUCAGCGGCUGUGUUAUAAUGGAAUCCUCUUGACUUUUUAUAUGAACCACACACAUACACAUACACACACACACACACACACACACACACACACUAUAUUAAAUGAGGUGUCAGAUGACAGUAAAAACACGAACUCACAAUGGAAUAUUGAAGCCAUCUUUAGGGAACAAGUGCAAACUUAUUUUUAGGGUGAAAUUAUUCUAGCUUUUGCACAGUCAUUUGUCAGAAACUAUUUGCCAGCACUCCAAAUAGCAAUACAAUUUCUCAAGUGCCUCAGUUUCACUUGGCCAUUAUGUAUUUUUAAACAACAGUUUGCUUUUUAUAUUUUUAUAUAUUGAAUGUAAGCGUGACUGAGAUGAUUGUAUAUUGACAGUGACAACUGUGAUGAAUGAAUGAUUUUCAUAUUUUGAUAUUUUCAUGAUGCUUUUAAAAAUAAAGUUUCAUGACCCUUUUCUA